AUGGACCUAGCACACGGAGCUUUGGUUGUGGCUCUCCUUGCAGUAAUCGGUGUGACGACAAGUUUUACCAAGAGGAAAGCCCAAGGACACCCCCCUUUACCUCCUGGUCCGAAGCCCCUGCCUAUCCUUGGCAACCUGCAUCGCAUGAACACUGACUAUCCUUGGAUCACAUACAAAGAAUGGAGUGAUAUCUAUGGUGACAUUAUAUACUCUCGUAUCCUCAACCAGGACGUAAUCAUCUUGAACUCUGAGAAGGUAGCGCGAGCGCUUCUUGAGAAGCGCUCAAGCAACUAUUCUGACAGACCCCGUUUUGCUACCGUGGAAUUGUUUGGUAUUGCGUUCAGGACGGUCAUGCGAAGCUACGGUGAUGUUUGGCGCAGGCACAGGCGAAUAUUCCAUCAAGCCUUUCGCCCUGAAGCCGCUGUGAUCUACAGACCUAUGCAGCUUCGCAAGGCGCGCCAGCUCUUGGUCGAUCUUCUGCAUGACCCCGCUAAAUAUGAAACGCAUCUGGAAACUCACUCAGCAUCCAUCGUCAUGUCCGCUGUUUAUGACUACGAGACGAAACCCAAUGAUCCACUCGUUUCCAUGAUUCGAGAGGCAAUGGAUAGAAUCAUUCAUGCUGAGACUCCAGAAAAGACGGCUAUCAUUGAUUCCUAUCCUGCCUUGACCUUAAUCCCUGCCUGGUUUCCUGGAGCAUCAUUCAAGCGUCAUGCUUUGGAACUGAAGAGCGUUCUCAAGGAUAUGGUUGAAAAACCAUUCGAAUAUGCAAUCGACAGAAUCUCUUCUGGGUUAUCUGCCUCCUCCAUGGUCUCCGAAGGACUCGCGCGAUUUCAAGGCGACCCAUCCUUUGAGUUGGCCAUCAAAGAGUCCAGUGCAACCGCAUUCGGGGCUGGUUCCGAGACUACACAUUCAGCCCUACUGGUCUUUAUACAAGCGAUGACUCUCAAUCCAGAAGUUCAAAAGCGCGCUCAAGCCGAAAUUGAUCGUAUCGUAGGAUCUGAAAGACUCCCCGACUUUGGUGAUCGCGCUUCUAUGCCAUACAUUGAAGCUGUCCUGCGCGAAACAUUGAGGUUCCAUCCGAUUGCACCUCUCGCCGUACCUCAUGCUGCCGUGAACGACGACGUGUAUGAAGGAUAUUUUAUCCCGAAAGGAAUUACUAUUGUGACCAACGUCUGGGCAAUGACGCAUGAUGCAACCAAAUACCCCGCUCCUUUCGAAUUCAAGCCCGAACGAUUUUUCACGUCGUCUGGCGACCUGAAUGAUGAUUGCGUCACUCCUGUCUGGGGCUGGGGACGACGCAUAUGCGUGGGUCGUUACAUUGCAGACGCAUCUUUAUGGUCUGCGAUCGCUUCCAUGCUCGCCGUCUUCGAUUUCUUGAAAGCUACGGAUGCAAAUGGAAAAGAUAUCGAUUUUGAACCUCGGUGGACUUCCGGAAUUGCGUCGCGUCCCAUGACCUUCCCGUGUCAGAUUGUCCCUCGGCGACGGGACAUGGAUGUAGAGAAGCUGACGUCCUUGAUUGCCACCACUGUGUGAUUCCUGAAUUAUGACGUGCAACUUAUUUUCUGGCACUCUUAUACUCUUGAAUUUGGAACUUUCACACUAACUCGAAUAAUAUUAUGCUGCCUUACGUGGUAUCCCAAUACAAGCAAACUUGAAAUGCCCGUUCUGGUGAGACAAGUGGCGAAAGAUCCGGUCAAGACGUGCUCUAAGCUUGCCAAAGCAACAUUGGCGGAGAACGUCACAUGUCGCCC
This is a messenger RNA of Suillus clintonianus, 1751 nucleotides long. Its product is annotated as cytochrome P450. The record is from RefSeq and is a predicted model, not a curated record. Bases 1 to 1533 code for a protein of 510 amino acids. Gene Ontology annotation, molecular function: heme binding; iron ion binding; monooxygenase activity. Lineage: Eukaryota; Fungi; Basidiomycota; Agaricomycetes; Boletales; Suillaceae. The transcript has 12 exons.